CACAGCGGGGAGGCGGAGGUGGAGAGAUGCAGUCGCAGUCGGGAUGGGAGAGGACGCGGUGAGGAGAGUGCUUCCUUUCAACCAUGGACAUUUUGCUGCUGAGAAGCCUGCACGUUUUUUGGAAUAAGGACUUAAAAGACUUGCAUAUUACCAGAUAUUUUCUCUUCCCCCUUUCUCUCUCUCCCUUUUUAAUUCCAAAGGAGAGAGACGCGCUUGCAGAAUGUGGAACAUUGCAGGUGGGGAGAGAAGAAUAAUGCAGUUUGAUGUAGAUUUUUAUAGUGAAAAAUGCGCUCAAGUCUUAAUUGGAUACUUACGCACGUUUUAAUUUUUUAAAAGUCGCCUGGACUGCAAAAAAAGCCAAAAACAAAAACAUGGAUUUCUUUAAUAUCUCCAGCCUGGAAGACGGGAUAGAGGCAGAAAAUAGCUCCUCUAAUUCCACCUCUGGGAGCCAGUACACCCAGCUCGCUAUCUGGGGACUCGCUGGUCUUGUCAGCUUUCUGAUUUUGUUUACAAUAGUCGGGAACGUUUUGGUGGUCAUCGCAGUUUUAACGAGCAGAGCUUUGAAACCACCCCAGAACCUCUUCCUUGUCUCCCUGGCCAGUGCGGACAUACUGGUGGCCACUCUGGUCAUGCCCUUUUCUCUGGCAAAUGAACUCAUGGGCUACUGGUUUUUUGGCAAAAUCUGGUGUGACAUCUACCUGGCUCUGGAUGUUUUAUUCUGCACCUCUUCUAUUGUUCACCUGUGUGCUAUUAGUUUGGACAGGUACUGGUCAGUGACACAGGCAGUAGAGUAUAACUUAAAGAGAACGCCUAAACGAGUAAAAGGCAUGAUUGUGGUGGUCUGGUUGAUCUCAGCCGUCAUCUCCUUCCCUCCACUGAUUUCAAUGGACAGGAGCAGCAGUGAGGCCAGUCCCCAGUGUAUCCUCAAUGAUGAAACCUGGUACAUCCUCUACUCUAGCAUUGGAUCAUUCUUUUCCCCUUGUGUUAUCAUGAUCCUGGUGUACAUUCGGAUCUACCAGGUGGCAAAAACCAGGACCAGAACAAUGUCAGAGAAGAAGAGGGAUGUGGAUUCGCCGAUGGAGAAUGGAAUGGACCAAGCUGAGCCCGGCAGAGGCGGGUCUUUAAAGUCCAACAGAGGUGGGAGCAUGAAAGACCAGGAGCAUGAGAAUGGGCACUGCCAGGAUCAGGCUGUCCGAUCCCCUCUCCCGAACCAGCCGAAACAUCCAUCGACCGAUCACGACGACGACUUCGACGACAGCAGCUCGUCGGACGAGAAAGUUAAAAAAACUUCCAGCUCCUCGAGGCAUCACCAUGAACCCAGGAAAGACAGGAAGACUAGCCGGAAGAGCAGCUCCGCCUCGAAAUACUCCAGCAGAAAAUCGCGCGCCAGUUCCAAAUCCAUGGAGCUGUUUUCUUCCCGCCGAAAACGCCAGAACACUGUCAACCGGAAGAAGGUCUCCGCAGCUCGGGAGAAGCGCUUCACCUUCGUGCUCGCCGUGGUCAUGGGCGUAUUUGUCGUGUGCUGGUUCCCCUUCUUCUUCUCCUAUAGCCUGUAUGGAAUCUGCCGUGAAGUGUGCAAGAUCCCAGACACGCUAUUUAAGUUCUUUUUCUGGAUUGGCUACUGCAACAGCUCGCUGAACCCGGUCAUCUACACCAUCUUCAACCAGGACUUCCGCAGAGCCUUCCAGAAGAUCCUCUGUAAGUCAUGGAAACGCUCCUUUUGAGGGCUGCUGCAUAGCUGGGUUUGUAAUAGACAUUUUACCCCGGAGGACAAAGUGUCACACUGUUCUGAGCCGUUUGAUAAAGUGCCGGCCUGAGGGUGCUUUCACACCUUUUUCUUUCAGGGAUUGUGCAUUAGAAGUGAAGGCAUGCUUUACGGUUGAAAGGAUUGAAUUAAAGUACGGAGGAAAAAAAAGGAUCUAAAUUUAAAGAUAAGCUCGGAUCAUUUUUACAGAGGAGGCUGCUAUUCAACGCCUGUCAGGCUGCUUUGGGACUCAGAUGUGGGCACCUCAAUGACUUCUCUCUUCAUUUUAAUAAAAUUAACGUACUCCUCGCAGUUGCUGUGAUGCAUGCCUGCCACAGUGGCUGCACUCGGAUGAAAUUCACAGGAGGCAAAAAUGGUUCACGGAGACACUUGAUUUACAAUGUGACCUCAAUUCACUGAGUAUAAUGCUUAAGGCCUUGACAAUCUUCACACAACCGUUGUUUGUGACGUUAGAUAGUAUAAUCUAUCUUUUAUCUCUGUCUCUUACUCCGAUAUUUCUUUACCUUUCUAUUGCGUCACACUCUCAACAUGAGGACCAAUGGGACGAAGGGGCUUCUUGCUUACUGUUUAAGUAGCAAAACUGUUUAAAAAAAAAAAAAAAAAGACUUAUCUUAAAGAAACAAACAGUCAUAUUUCUGCUUCAGUGUUCUGCGUGAGGUUUAAAAGUGUCUAAACUGGAAGAUGCAGCAAAAACUUUUGAUCAAGGCGUGAGUUUAUGGCGAACGGCUUGUACAGUAAAGCGGCAACACAGGAAAUUUUUCUCUCCAGGCAUGUGUUUGCGCCUUCCUCUCCCCUCUGUGAAAACAGCUGAAAUACAGAAGUACUGCUGGAGCAGAUGGGCACCUACUGAGGCAUUCACAGCAUGUGUGAAUUUUCAUGUAUGUAUGUGUGUGCGAGAAGGAAAGAGGGAGACAACAUGUGGAUCCAUGUUGUGAAAAAGCAAAGCCAGAGGGUUUACUACAUCUUAACCCAACUUCCAGUCUGUGAUUGUGUGUGUGUGUGUGUGUGUGUGUGUGUGUGUGUGUGUGUGUGUGUGUGUGUGUGUGUGUGAGUGUGUAUAAGCCUGCUUUGUCAAAUGGCCUGAUUCUCUCUGGUCCAGUGUCUGUGUAUUCUGUCUAUCCUGGUUUUUUUUUUUAUUUUGUUUUGCCCCACAUCCCUUUUCUCCUUUACAGCCACAGUAAAAAACCAAACACUGUAUUGCUCUUUUGUAACGUCUGCUGCUGCCACACAAAUAAUGAACACACAUCUGCAUUAUUAUCAUGUACACAAAGAUAUAGAAAUGAUUUAUACAUUUCAAGCAUUUAUAGCCACAAGGGCUGUUUUUUUUUCCUUGUGUAAAUAAUUGAAGACAGUGCAGUAUUAUUGUGUGGUGCCCCAUAAUCACACAUGUAUCAAUAUGCUACAAAUGUUUAUGUUUGUAUAAUGAACAAUGCUCUGAAAGAUUUUCCAUGUUAAACAGACUUCUGUCCUUUUCUAAAAGAACAAGUGUUUACUUCUCUGCUUUGAGCACAUUUAAAAAGAUCAAAUAAAGACGUCACUUCAGUUGUUCACUGAA
This is a messenger RNA of Amphiprion ocellaris (clown anemonefish), 3320 nucleotides long. It is a transcript of the gene adra2c, whose product is annotated as adrenoceptor alpha 2C. Gene Ontology annotation, cellular component: membrane. The coding region runs from base 372 to 1724 and encodes 450 amino acids. Lineage: Eukaryota; Metazoa; Chordata; Actinopteri; Pomacentridae. Gene Ontology annotation, biological process: adenylate cyclase-activating adrenergic receptor signaling pathway; regulation of smooth muscle contraction; platelet activation. Gene Ontology annotation, molecular function: alpha2-adrenergic receptor activity. The record is from RefSeq and is a predicted model, not a curated record. The transcript has a single exon.